AUGGGUGCUUCAAUGAAAAAAAUUGAGACUCAAGUGGGCCAAUUAGCUAAUGCUGUGAAUUCUAAUCAGAAGGGAAGUUUUUCUAGUGACACUGUGGUAAAUCCAAAGGAAUCAUGCCAAGCAGUUUCUUUGAGAAGUGGUAAGGUGCUUGAUGAGGGUAAUGUUCAAGCCAGUUCAAAGGAGAAAGUUGAGCCAGUGGUACGAGAGGUAGACAAAGAAGAGCAAGCCAAGAAGCAGAGUGGAAGUGACAAGACUGACAUGAAGAAAGAUAGCCUUCCAAUGUAUCAACCUCCCAUUCCAUACCCUCAACGAUUUCAGAAGAAGAAAUUAGAUGAAAAGUUUGCAAAGUUUCUAGAAAUCUUCAAAAGAAUUCACAUAAACAUUCCAUUUGCAGAUGCUCUUGAGAAAAUGCCCAAUUAUAAGAAGUUGCCUCAAAAGGUGAAAGAUCCGGGUAGCUUUACUAUACCAUGCACUAUUGGAGGGUCAUCCUUUGACAAGGCAUUAUGUGAUCUAGGAGCGAGUAUUAAUUUGAUGCCACUUUCAGUUUUUAAGAAGUUGGGGGUAGGAGAGGUGAAGCCCACAACCAUUACUCUUCAAUUAGCAGAUCGGUCACUUACUUAUCCUAGGGGAGUGAUUGAAGACGUAUUGGUUAAGGUGGAAAAAUUUAUUUUUCUCGCUGAUUUCGUGGUUUUGGAUAUGGAGGAGGACCAUGAAAUCCCCAUUAUUCUUGGUCGUCCAUUCUUGGCUACUGGAAGAGCUCUUAUUGAUGUACAAGGUGGUCAUUUGACACUGAGGGUUAACAAUGAAGAGGUUAAAUUCAACAUUUAUCAAGCACUACAACAGCAUGACAACACGAGCACAUGUCACUGUGUGGAUUCUAUUGAGGUAGUAGUAGAAGAGACGAUGAGAAAAGAAUUAUGUGCUGAUCCUUUACAACAUUGCCUUAAUUCUAGUAUUACUCAAGCUGAUUUGGAGAAGGUGAAUGGUGAGUUUGUGGGUGACGAAGUGGCUGAAUGUGUGAUGGAUCUUAGUGCUAUUCCUCGUGCUAGUGGUAUUAAAGUUGAAGAAACUCUUUGUCAAGCCAAGGAAGGGGAAGUUGAGAAGGAAGUGGUGGAAAAGCAAGAUUUGAAACAACUCCCAGAUCAUUUGCGUUAUGAGUAUCUAGGAGAGAAUUUCACUUGCCCAGUGAUCAUUUGA
Molecule: messenger RNA, 1197 nt
Organism: Humulus lupulus (European hop)
Lineage: Eukaryota; Viridiplantae; Streptophyta; Magnoliopsida; Rosales; Cannabaceae
Exons: 2
Coding region: 1-1197 (398 amino acids)
Source: RefSeq, a predicted model, not a curated record